AUGCCUUAUUAAAUUGGAUAAUAAAAUGAUGACCCUGAUGAUUCUAUUUUUAAUGAACAUGAUAUUUAAAAUAAUGAUAUUCUUGUAAUGGGAUCUGAUGGACUUUUUGAUAAUUUAGAUUAGUUUUAAAUUUAUAAAUGUAUUAGACCUUUUUGGCAAAUUUCUGACAAUAUUUAAGAUAUUUAGAUAGUUUGUGAUUUUAUUGCUAAGUAUGCAUUUAAAUUAUCUCGAAACCCAACUUAUUAAUCUCCUUAUGCAAUUAAAUGUAAGUAAAAUUAUAAAGAUUAUAGAGGAGGAAAGUAAGAUGAUAUAAGUGUUAUUGUAGCACAAAUAUAAAUACCAAAUAAGUAAUAAUUUAAUUGA
This is a messenger RNA of Ichthyophthirius multifiliis, 363 nucleotides long. Its product is annotated as protein phosphatase 2c-related protein, putative. The record is from RefSeq and is a predicted model, not a curated record. The transcript has a single exon. NCBI's taxonomy places the organism in Eukaryota, Ciliophora, Oligohymenophorea, Hymenostomatida.